CUCAGAGUACAAAACUUCAAGAAAUUCAGAUAUAUGAAGUUGAUUUCCAUGGAAACCACGUCAUCCUCUGAUGACAGUUGUGACAGCUUUGCUUCUGAUAAUUUUGCAAACACAAGACCCCAGGCUGACCAGGAGGGCUGUAGAACCCGCAGUCAGAGCAGGCAUUCGGGGUCCCUGCGCGUGGCAAUGACGUUUCCAACACGAAAUACCAGGACAGCGGCCAAGAAAAAGACCAUUCCUCCCCAGUCCUCAGAGAAUUCUGUGAAUGAUGCCAGCUCUGAUUCAGAAGAGGAAAAAGGCAUGGAUUUUCUGGAGAAAAGGGCUUUAAAUAUAAAGCAGAACAAAGCCAUGCUUGCAAAACUAAUGUCUGAAUUACAAUCCUUCCCUGGCUCAUUCCCUGGAAGACGUUCCCUCCCAGUUCCCAGUUCACAAUCAAAGACACCCCGAAGACGUACGUUCCCAGGUGUUGCUUCCAGAAAAAACCCUGAACGGAGAGCUCGCCCUCUGACUAGGUCUAGGUCCCGGGUUCUGGGGUUCCCCGGUGCUCUGCCCAUGGAGGAAGAGGAAGAGGAGGAGGAGGAUGACAAGUACUUGUUGGUGAGAAAGAGGAAGAUCAUGGAUGACUACAUGAACGAAGAUGACAUGCCCAGAAACCGUCGCCCAGGGCCCAUGACCCUUCCUCAUGUAAUCCGCCCAGUGGAAGAAAUUACAGAGGACGAGCUGGAGAACAUCUGCAGCAACUCCCGAGAGAAGAUCUAUAACCGCUCAUUGGGAUCUACCUGUCAUCAGUGUCGCCAGAAGACAAUUGACACCAAAACAAAUUGCAGAAACCCAGAGUGUUGGGGUGUUCGAGGCCAGUUCUGUGGUCCCUGCCUUCGGAACCGCUACGGGGAAGAGGUCAAGGAUGCCCUCCUGGAUCCCAACUGGCAUUGCCCACCUUGCCGUGGGAUCUGUAACUGCAGCUUCUGUAGGCAGCGUGAUGGACGUUGUGCAACGGGGGUCCUGGUGUACUUGGCCAAAUACCACGGCUUUGGAAAUGUGCAUGCUUACUUGAAAAGUCUGAAACAGGAAUUUGAAAUGCAGGCGUAA
Molecule: messenger RNA, 1089 nt
Organism: Chrysochloris asiatica (Cape golden mole)
Lineage: Eukaryota; Metazoa; Chordata; Mammalia; Afrosoricida; Chrysochloridae
Gene: CDCA7
Product: cell division cycle associated 7
Exons: 8
Coding region: 34-1089 (351 amino acids)
Biological process (GO): regulation of DNA-templated transcription
Cellular component (GO): nucleus
Source: RefSeq, a predicted model, not a curated record